Molecule: messenger RNA, 6042 nt
Organism: Neohortaea acidophila
Lineage: Eukaryota; Fungi; Ascomycota; Dothideomycetes; Mycosphaerellales; Teratosphaeriaceae
Product: SEN1 N terminal-domain-containing protein
Exons: 2
Coding region: 1-6042 (2013 amino acids)
Biological process (GO): termination of RNA polymerase II transcription
Cellular component (GO): nuclear body
Molecular function (GO): ATP binding; helicase activity; transcription termination site sequence-specific DNA binding
Source: RefSeq, a predicted model, not a curated record
AUGGGCCAUGCAAUCGUGCAGAGCUUAAACGAGCUCACUCAACUCGAUCCCGGUCUGCACUGGUUCUGCCCUCGCUCCGCUGCGGCGGACUCUCGUGGUUUCUUUGACGAAGACGUUCUCGCAGACCUGCCGAAAGAAUCCGACCACGACAAAGCAGCCCGGUUGCGCGAGAUCGACAAUGCCAACCAAAGGCGCGAUGUGGCGUUAGACGUAUGCAAGAUCUUCGCUUACGAUGGUGUCGAUGCUCUGCCCUUCCAAGACCAAUUACGACUCGCCCUGAAAGCCCAACUCACUCGCUGCGAUGUCUGCGUGCGCGAAUACCACCGCUCACGGAGCCUGCUCAUGCAGAGACUGGAGUCGCAGUUUGAUAUUGAGGAAGUGAGACACUUCAUGGACCAGUUCGAUGCCAUGAACAUCACCCGCAUUUCGAACGGCUUGAAAACCAUGGAGGAAGCUCUGCUCACUCUGCCGCCGGACAAACGCAGCAUCGCCGCUACUGGUGACGCCGGCAUGUAUGCUCUGUUCGAGGCCUUCCAUUGCAUCCCUUUCCUCAAGGACGAAGAGACGCUGCAGAAAUCCCUGGAUCGCCCUUUGGAUCUCUUGCAGACCAAAAAGAAAGUCAAGCUCCCCAGCUAUGCGCCCGGAAUGGCCGCGUUUAUCUUCUCUCACAAUCAGGAAAGGCGUUCAUGGGCGAUGAAGAACUUCUCUGGCAUCAGAAGACCCCUCACCAGCACGGAGUUUGAAUACAGCGUGAAACCUUUCCUUGAAGCGGGUCUUGCUCGCGUCAACAUUCUCGCCAUGCAAAGGGAUUUCCUACCAACUUUUUGGCGUGGUACGCGGGAGAUCGUACUGAAACUCACAACAGACCUGAUCGCCACGCACCUUCGAGCGAUGGACAGCAAUCUCUACACUGUCGGGUUGGAGCACUUCCAGAUCGACGAUGCCCACUUCACCGAUUUGUUAGCAACCUAUCAAUUACUGGUCGAGCAGAGUCCCACCGAUUUCUGGGAUGCCAUGGCACCUAUCUCGGCCCAAUCCGUCGUGGAAACGAUCUUUCGAAGUCCGGCUUUGCAGAAAACGCUCAAAAUCACUCAGGAGACGCAGCCGCUGCAGUUGGGGGAGAAGAUGGAAUGGACGGUCCAAAUCACAAAGUCUCUGAAGCCCGUCAAUGUCGUGGCCCCGGUGAAGGUCAUCCUGGAUCAGCUGCUGCAUGCCAUUCAAAAAGAUCCAUAUUCCCGAUAUGCUCGCUCCGUUUGCUGGCAAAAGGGGCUAACGUGUCUUCUCACCGCCCUUCGCACCAUGAGAGAGCAUGUCAAAAGCGGACCCACCAUCAGACACAUGGUCCAGAUCGUCGCGAAAGACCACAUCCCUUUGGUCAUGUCCGAAUUGGAUGGGAUUGAGAAGAAGACCGAGAUGCAAAUCGACAAGACCGAGCAAAUGUGUCUGGAUAUUGUUGAGUACACAUUGGCUUUGGAUGUCGCCGGACUGGCACAGGACCGGUACACGAUCGUCAAAACCAAGGCUCUCGACCAUGAGCUCAACAUUAGUGGAUUGGAGAUGUGGAAGAUGAGCAUGCGACAUGUGCGACCUGGGCAUCCUUCACUCGCGGCCUCCAUUCUCUACGGAAUCCGUGAUCUGCUUCUGCUAGAGACCUUUCCACCACGUCAUAUCUCGGCCACGUUGAAGCAGGCAGAGUUGUGGAAUCUUGCCCUCGGUCGAGUGCAGACUUACGUGUGUAACGACCUUCUCGAACGCCUUGAUGCGUUCGGUGCCGAGCAACUCGACGAGCUGUUCAUGCUUCCAAGCGCGGCCAAUGGCUUGAUACAUCUACUUUUCAGUGGCGAGGCAAGCGUGCAUCAAUCCGCACUGAACGUCCUCAAAGUCCUCAGCGGUCAGGACGAGCGUCGCGGCAGCAUCAUGCACAUCAUAUCCGCCUUCCCAACGACCUCAGUGCCGUCAAUCAACGAAGCUCUCGCCAGAAUAGCUCGGCACAGGGUAUUCGCUCCAUGCUCCGUCACACUCAAGCUGUGUACAGAUGUGUUGAGCUCCUUGUGCGACAGUCAGGAUGGCAUACUGAGAUCGAAGAAGAUCAGCGAAGAUUCGAUGAAGGGCAUUGAGCUGUUCUGGGAACGCAUUUGGCUGGUUCUCGGCAUGAUCUUCGAGCAGACUGAACCAUGGAGCAACCACGGUUACGACAAGCAGAUGCUGCAGGAUUUCUGUCGCGAGACGAUGGCUUUUGCCGACUACGCAUUCGACCAGUAUUCCAUCAUCGCCACUACCUUGCAGGGAUCUGCCAAGGCUGCCAAAGGUCAGGUGAGGAAGAUGCUGUUGGAGUUUCCAAAGUCGAGAUUCUCGCAGAUCACGAAAUGGCUUCGCUUGAGGGACGAGUAUCUCAUCAACAAGGCUGUUACACUGACGACGAAGAUUCUUGGUCGUUUGCAGGAAGUGGGCAUCCAGAUCGAUGACGGCGCAGCUCAAUACCUUCAGAACGUUGUCACAAGUACCGACAAGAAUGCAGUGGUCAGGACCAAGCUGUCUCCACAGCAGAAAGCGGAGCUGCAACGAGCCCUCGAGAAUCAUACCGGAGAGAGCAUCGCUGAAGUUGUGGAGAUUUCUUCUGCAGAUGUACGAAAGAAGCAGUCUAGUCUGGAAGGAUGGACCUCAAGUGCUAGGGGCAGUGGGGCUUCUACACCAGUCAGCGAUGCUGGUCGGGCCUCCAAGCCGGGGACGAUCGAUGUCGACGCCUGGUCCGAAGCGGCGAAGCGUCGGAAAGAGGCGCAGGCUAAAGAAGAGGCGGAGAUGAAGAAAAUAAUGAACACCAUCCCUGGAAGUGAGGCGCAAAGGAAGAAGCUACUCUUACAGCAGAAGAAGCCAACUUCGACGCCCGCGAUCGUCAAGUCGGCGCAGAAGAACCAAGAAGCGGCGAACGAUUUCCUGCUCAAGCGUCAACGGGAGAAGGAGGAAGCUGCGAAACGAAAGGCAGCGGCAGUGGCCAAAGCGAAUGGCGUUGUUGGUGUUGGAAGCGGUGUCACCGGCCUGGGUGAUAUCGGCAAAGAUCAUUCAAUGAAGGGUCAGAACGUGAUGGUCUCGUCUGAUGAGGAGAGCGAGGAGGAUGAGGAGGACGAGCUGGAUGUCGAGCUGUUCGGACUCGGGCCCGGCAAGAAGAAGACCGCGCGCCCUAACGUUGAUCCGAAUGGCGCGCUCGGGCUAAAAGCAGAGCAGAAGAAUGCUCCGACGAGAAUCCACAGAACACAGAGGAGUCUAAAGGAUCAAAGGGCAAGACUGGCACCAGAUCUGACGCCACUACAUCGAAUCAUCUUGGGCUGGGAUUUCUUCCACGAAGGCGACUACCCUCCUGGAUCAAAAGAGCACCAAUUCCGCGGCGUGUCGAAUUCCUUCACCGAUCCAAUCACCUACCGAGACACCUUUCAGCCGUUGCUGACCUUGGAAGCAUGGCAAGGGAUGGUGAAAGCACGGGAAGAGACCGUCGCCAAGCCGUACGAAGUGAAGAUCCAGAAUCGCACGAAUGUCGACUCCUUCAUUGAGCUCAGCAGCUUGAUCGGACACCAGGAGAAUCGCGAGGUUCAGAUACAAGAAGGAGACAUCAUUCUACUUUCGAAGGUCAAGAACGCCGUUGCAGACUCAACUGCACCGCACUGUCUGGCUCGCGUCUACCGUGUGAAGCGGCAAAAAGCAUUCCUGGAAAUCGUCUAUCAGGUCGUGUCUGGCUCGAGCUUAGCUCCCUCGCUGCUCCAGCAAGCCACGGUCUGGGGUGUCAAGAUCCAGACCAUCGUUCCAUUGGAGCGAGAGUAUGGCGCAUUGCAGGCGUUGCAGUAUUACGACCUCUGCAACCAGAUUGUGCAAGCGAAACCAUCCAAGCGAAUCACAUUCAGCGAAAGGCAAAUCGCAGCCUAUCAAGAUGUCUGGAAUGUCAACCGUGCGCAGAGUGAGGCCAUCAAUGCCGCGCUGACGAAUGAAGGGUUCUCCCUUAUCCAGGGACCGCCUGGCUCCGGCAAGACGAAGACAAUCGUUGCGAUUGUCGGAGGUCUGCUGACGCAAGCAUUGAGUGCCUCUAACACCGGCACGAAAAUUGCCAUGCCCAAGGUCAACGGCGAUGCCAACUCUGGCGCAGAUGCUCCACCCAGAAAGUUGCUCGUGUGUGCACCUAGCAAUGCGGCGGUUGAUGAAUUGGUCAUGCGCUUGAAAGAAGGGGUCAAGACCAAGAGUGGAAGACAUCACAAGCUGAACGUGGUCCGCAUUGGCCGCAGUGAAGCCAUCAACCAGCAGGUCCUGGAUGUGACGAUGGACGAGCUGGUGGCGCAGCGCAUGGGGACUGCCGACAACGAUCAGAAGAUGCGAGAGAAGAACGCAGAGCUCUUCAAGGAGCAUGAGAAGGUGUCGACCGAACUGCGUGAGCUGUCUGCAAAGAGAGACAGCGGGUCCAUCAUCGGCAAAGCCCUCUCCGACAUGGAGUCUGACCUACUGGCCUUGCGUAAGCGAAAGAGAGAUCUGGGAGUCCGCAUUGAUAACGCAAAGGACGCCGAACGCAACGCGAAUCGGCAAGCGGAACUGAACAGGAAGAGAGCGCAGCAAGCUGUUCUCGACGAUGCACACGUUAUUUGCGCGACCUUGAGUGGCAGUGGUCACGACAUGUUCCAAAGCAUGAACAUCGACCUCGAGACGGUGAUCAUCGAUGAAGCGGCGCAGUGCGUCGAGAUGAGCUCGCUCAUCCCGUUGAAGUACGGCUGCGUCAAGUGCAUUCUGGUCGGUGAUCCGAAACAACUUCCACCCACGGUCUUCUCGAAAGAGGCAGCCAAGUUCCAGUACGAACAGUCGCUCUUCGUCCGGAUGCAAAACAACUUUGCCAAUGAAGUUCAUCUGCUCGACACGCAGUACCGCAUGCAUCCGCAAAUCUCACUCUUCCCAUCCAAGACAUUCUAUGAUGCGCUACUCAAGGACGGACCAGGUAUGGCUGGUUUGCGCGAGCGGCCAUGGCACAAGAGCGCGCUCCUCGCCCCGUACAAGUUCUACGACGUCGCCGGUCAACAUCAAGCUGCUCCGAAAGGUCAUUCCCUGGUCAAUCUGGCAGAGAUUGAUAUCGCAAUGCUACUCUACCAGCGACUGAUAUCGGACCAACCAAACUACGACUUCACCUCCAAAAUCGGCAUCAUCACGCCCUACAAGUCACAGCUGAACGCCUUGAAGACCAAAUUCCCCGCGCGGUUCGGAGAUUCUGUCUUUCAGAACGUCGAAUUCAAUACCACCGAUGCGUUUCAGGGGCGAGAGAGCGAGAUCAUCAUCUUCUCCUGUGUGAGAGCUUCACCCGCUGGUGGCAUUGGCUUCUUGCAGGAUGUUCGACGUAUGAAUGUCGGACUAACGCGAGCCAAGUCGAGUUUGUGGGUGCUGGGGAAUUCGGAGAGUCUCGUUCGCGGACAGUUCUGGAGGAAGCUGGUGGAAGAUGCAAAGGCCAGAGAUUGCUACACCAGCGGUGAUCUCAAGGGCAUGCUGAGUCAAGCGUCGUCGCAUUUCCCAGCGCCUGCAAUCACUACCGCCGCUAUGUUGGAUGGGAGCUCCGAGGUUCAGACGAUUGACCGCACCUCUGGCAUAAAUCCGACAAGGAAUGGGGCAGGUUCUGCGCCGGCGGAGCCUCGUCUUCCAAUCUCGGCGGUGCAGGAUAGUCGGGCUGAUCGCAUGGAGGGCAUUCGCUACCGAGCCGAGGAUCGCCUGCAAAGCAAGAAACCUACAGCAUCGACAAACGAGAGCCGUUCUGCGCAGCCUCUCAAGGAGCCGAUCGAUAAGUCAAUCGAUCAAGAAGACAUCGAGAUGCGCAACGCCGACGACGAAGCCGCGAUGUCGAAUCGCUCCUCUGUCUCCAGAUCCGCCACGCCACUCUCAGCAGCGGAGGAGAAGAAGCGGCCGGCUGGUGGAGCAGGGACGGCUCGGCCAGGCAGUGUGGCGCCUGCGCCUGUUGCACAACAUCUCAAAAAGAGACCUGCGCCAAGCCCGUUUAUGCCGCGGAAGCAGGCCAAGCCAAAGCAGUGA